Molecule: messenger RNA, 1398 nt
Organism: Leptosia nina
Lineage: Eukaryota; Metazoa; Arthropoda; Insecta; Lepidoptera; Pieridae
Source: the annotation of a GenBank genome assembly
AUGGAUGAAGCUUUCGCACAUUUAGAGGGAAAUCCUCAGAAGCUUGGGAAAAAGUCUUACAUCGCGCCCGACGGGGGUUGGGGCUAUGUUGUUUGUAUUGGGGUUGGAUUUACUUUCAUGCUUGGAUUUGGAUCAUCAAAUGCGUUCGGAAUACUCUUCAAUAGUUUCUUUAUGGAGCAAGAUGGAGCCAGUGGUCUACCUUUAGUGAUAGGAGUGUACAACGGAGCCCUUUCAAUAGCAGGGUUCCUUAGCGGUAUAGCACUUAAGAAGUACUCUUUUAGACAAGUCGGUUUGGUGGGCGCUGGCUUAUUCGUACUUGGAGAUGUUCUCACGAUAUUCGUUCAAAGAACGUAUCAACUGGCUUUUACUUUUGGAGUUAUACGAGGUGCUGGAUUUGGCGUCAUGAUACCAGUUAGUUUCACAGCAUUUAAUUGUUAUUUUACGAAAAAGCGAACGGCUAUGAUGAGCGCAAACCAGACGAUGAGCAGUAUGGCGUCGAUCACAUUCCCUAUACUUGUGACCUUCCUGCUGUCCGAGUAUGGGUUCAGAUGGACCCUUGCUUUGGUUAUGGCCAUUGACCUGCAUUUAUUAUUCGCAAUGAUUGUUAUGCACCCCGUGGAGUGGCAUAUGAUCAAGGCGCCACAAGAAAGUUUUAAAGAACUUUCAUCAUUGCGUGACGUUCAAAGUAAAAAUAAGGAUGUAUUUGAUGAAGCAGUAAUAAAAAUGUUGCCAGGUGAAGACGCGGUUGAAAUUAAGAAAUCUCCGAUCCGACACGAGUCUAUACAAAAGAGUAUUAUAAAAAUUAUAUAUGACAACGUUGAGCUGGAUCUCCUAAAGGAUCCAAGAUUUGUCAGCACCCUCGUUGGGCUAGGAUUUGCCUUCGUCUCUGACGUCACAUACCUUGCUAUGGAGCCUAUGCUGUUGUUUUCAUACCAAUAUUCUAAGAUGCAAGUGGCAACGUGUGUUAUGGCUGGCGCUAUCGCCGAUUUAGCAGCCAGAUUUUUCUUGGCAGUUUUCACCUAUUUCUACACUGUGGAUAGUAGAAAAAUUUUCUUCAUCGGGACAUUUAUAACUAUGAUAUUACGAAUAGUUCUAGUGACAUCUGACAAUGUGACCUUUGUGUUCGCUAUUACGAUAAUAUCUGGACUAGUCAGAUGUUCUGUUCAAGUUCUGUUUCCUUUGGUCCUCGUCACAGCGGCUCCAGAUCGGUUUCCUGCAGCACUCGCUCUGCAUAUUUUAUUCUCCGGUUGUUUGAUGUUAAUGGCAGAUCCAAUGAUAGGUGUCAUCUACGAAGCAACAGGGAGUUAUGUGAACUGUUUUAUAGCGAUGAGCUUCUGUUGUUUAGUAUGUAUUGUACUUUGGACAGUCGAAUUUAUUGUAUAUCGAAAGAAAACGUGA